Molecule: messenger RNA, 1653 nt
Organism: Chilo suppressalis (striped riceborer)
Lineage: Eukaryota; Metazoa; Arthropoda; Insecta; Lepidoptera; Crambidae
Source: the annotation of a GenBank genome assembly
AUGAAGAUUUUACCGAUUCUCCUGUUUCUUUUACAUUUGAGCGAUGUGUUCCCUCAGAAUCCUGGGUAUAAAGAUCACAAGAAGGAACCUAUCUUGCCAAAGAAAAAUAUGCAAAUACUGAUAUCGAGGAAGUUCUCAAAUGGAAAACUGCCACUUGUUAAAACGAAGAAACCUGUAAAAAACGAAGGUUACACAGUAUUUCCAGCAGUUGCGUCUAUGGAAAAGAAACUUUAUCACGUACCACCUAGCCCUUAUUUUCCACUGGAUCCGUAUGAGUCGCAGAAAACUAGAGUUAAGAAAGUUCUUUCCGAUUAUGUCAUGACAGCAAUCAGGAAGAAGCGAUCAGCCGAUGCAGUCACAGUACAACCGCAAAAAGAAAUCAAAAAGCAAGAUAUUGCAGCGAUAAGAAAAGAAAAGACGAAAGAAAAAAGAAAAGGAGAUGGAAAAAAUGCAAAAUCCAAGACAGACAAAAAGAAUAAAACAUACAAAGAGCUGUCGAUAAUUAAAUACUAUGCUAAUGGUUCUGUUUACACAGUGAUGACGAGGCAAACACUUACUCCGAAACACGUUAAGCAACGAUUAAACAAUUCGAGAGCUAAAAAGAAUAAAAAGAGACACAGCCAUCUAACACUUAUCAAAAAGCACGCAAAUGGUUCCACAUACACAGUGAAGGCUAGUCAUCCUCUCGUUUCCGAUAGGAUCCAUCCAAAGGAUUCCAGAAUCAAAUCUUUAAAGUGGAAAAAGGCAAAUAAACGUAGACUUAGAAGCAAUAAAAGACGUUCUAGAAGUCACAACGUUACCGAGUCCAAACACGCAACUGUGAGAGCUAAGGCCGGCCGAAGGUUGAUAGCGGCUCGGGACGCCAUGAUUGAGGACUACCCAUACGUGGUGUCCAUCCAGAAGAACAAUGAGCAUUGGUGCGCCGGAGCACUUCUGAACCCUGUCUUGGUAAUAACGACAGCUAAUUGUGUGUGGAAAUCAAACCGCAUGAGUAGACUGCAAGUGCGUGCCGGGUCUCGACACACAGACCGAGGGGGAGUCGUGGUGGGAAUCCAAGAGGUAAUGAAGCACCCUGGAUGGAGCAUACGGCGAGACCCGGACAACGACGUGGCGCUACUGCUACUGGACGAGAGGAUCAAGUUUUCCGAUAAAAUACACGGGAUCGACUUACCGAACCGCAUCAUGAUGCCGCCCUUUGAAGACGCCUGGGUUACCAGCUGGGGCGCAGAGAGGCGAGAUGGUGUGUUCGACAAGAAAUCAAUGACUCUUCAGUUGUACCACGCACGCUUGAUGGAUAGGAGCAACUGCAACAAUGUGACGCAGCGCUUCGGUAUCGCAGUCACAGAGAACUUUAUCUGUCUCUCGCAGACUGGCAGACGGGCGCCUUGCACCCGGGAUACUGGCGCCCCAGCGGUGAGCGACGGCAUAUUAUGGGGACUCGCUUCAUGGGGAAUCCGGAAAUUAUGCGGCACGGAGCGAUUUCCGGCGAUGUUCUCAUAUUUAGGAUCACAGACGAAUAUGGACUUUAUAGCAAACGCGACACACUACUUGAUGUCGGACGAAAGAUUCUACCCGUACUUAGACAGAUAUCCCACGAGAGCUUACUCACCGACCACUACCACCACUGAAGUUGUACUUUAUAUACACGACUGA